Molecule: messenger RNA, 933 nt
Organism: Thelazia callipaeda (thelaziosis nematode)
Lineage: Eukaryota; Metazoa; Nematoda; Chromadorea; Rhabditida; Thelaziidae
Source: the annotation of a GenBank genome assembly
AUGUAUUCUGUUAUUUAUCCGAUUUCCGGCACUUUGGCUGGUUGUAUCGGUUGUAUGUACUUCACGGAGUCCAUUGCAAAAGAACAACCAGGUUCAAUGAAUUUGAUGACUUUUUCAACAUUUUUGUUCAUAUCAUUGGAAGGACUCAUAUUUACAUCCAAAUUUUUUGCUGUUCCCAAUAAAAUCCCUAUACGCGGUUAUUUACCAACUGUGAUAACAUUCUUUUUCGUGAAUGUUAUCAAUAAUCAAGCCUUAAACUUUCAUGUUCCAGUUCCACUGCACAUUAUUUUUCGUUCAGGUUCCUUAUUAGCAAGCUUGAUUCUGACCAAAUUAUUGCAACGAAAACAGUAUUCAUUGCGAAAAUACUUGGCUGUCUUGAUGAUUACUAAGUCGGACUCAUUUAAAAGUGUCGAAGAGUUCAAAAAACAUUAUCAAGAAUGGUUGAUCGGCAUGGCAAUGCUUAUUAUUGCAUUAUUAGCGUCUGCUUAUUUAGCAAUCUGUCAAGAAACAUUGUAUCUAACAUACGGGAAACAUACCAAAGAAGCUGUAUUUGUGGUUCAUGCUGCUUCUUUGCCAUUUUUCGCACUUAUGGGUGAAAAUAUUUAUAAGUCAGCUACUGCCUUUUCGCUCAGUUAUCCGGUUGAUAUUCUUGGUUUUCGCAUACCUCACAUGUGGCUUUAUCUCAUUGCCACCUGUAUUUCACAGUGGAUUUGCAUUUCUUUCGUGUACCAGCUCAAUGCUACCGUUGAUUCAUUAACAGUAACAAUGGUUGUAACUUUACGAAAGUUUCUUUCACUUCUAAUUUCGAUAUUAUGGUUCAAAAAUCCUUUCACAUUUGCGCACUGGUUAGGAACAGCAUUAGUAUUUGUUGGUACCAUUAUAUUUACCGAUGUUUGGAAUAAUCGAAGUGUUAUGCUGAGAAAAAGAAAAUAG